AUGAAAUUAAAACAUCUCUUAAUUUUUUUAUCAAUAAUCAUAUUUAUAACGUUACCAAUAAAAUCAGAUGUUAUAUUCACAGAAAAAGAAACUACAGAAUUUCAAGUGGCAGACAUUUUGAAAUAUGGAGAUAAUACGAUAGUUUUGCAAAUAGUUCGCAAUUUAAGUGGUGGAAAUUGUUCUGAAACAAAAAUAUCAUUUCGCGUUAUUUAUCGCAAUGGUACUAUUAUACCAAUCGAUCUUCCAAUGGAAGAAUUGGGGAUACAAUAUUUCAAUUUUUGUACCGUUGAUGGAUUUAACCCUAUUUCUCUUAAAGCCAUAGAAACAAAAAAAGGCAAUUUUAUAGUAGUAACUUAUACUGUAGCUGCGGACGUAAAUAAUCCUUUCACGUAUAAUGAUUAUUUAAUGUUGAUUGGUUUAAAUGGAACGAUUUACAGUAAAACUUUAAUGGGGCCUUCUCUUAUUGACUCAAGUAAUAAUAAUACAUGGAGGCCUCAACAAUCUUUUAUCUAUCCAAAUGUUAAUAAUGAGCAAGGAUUUCUCUACUUUGCACCAUUAUCGAGUGGUCUUAAUGAUGUCAAUAGUAAUUAUAGCGUGACGCAAUGGACAAUAAAUGAAGACGGAAUUUUUAGCAAGAUUACAGAUAUGGUUUUAGUUUUUCAAGUACAACCUUCUGUAGUUUCAACAGUGGAUGGAGGUUACAUGUUUAUUUAUCCUAAUAUAACAACCUCCCAGGAUCCUUAUUCUUCACAGUCAGGGCUUUACGCAAUGUAUUGUGGAUAUGGAAGUAAUAUUACGCGAGAACCAGUUAUUCUUUAUGAAACUAUAAUGACAUUAGAUAUUAUUAACCUUAAUUGUGUUAUCUCUUACUCGGAGGUUGGACAAAUUUGUUUGAUAACCAUACAACCUAAUUCCACUGAUCCAAAUCCAAUCCCUGUAUAUAUUCAAGUUAAAUAUCUUUCAUUGGGAUCUGUAUUUGAUGUCAAACAUGUAUAUGCAACACUGCCCACAAUUAUAGGUAUUAAUCAACUUACCGAUCCUCAAUUUAUGAUUACGCCAUUACCAUUCGGAGGGUAUUUCUAUAGUGUUGUUCAAACAACCAAUAUAAGUAGUGAUAUUUGGGGCUUUGUUUUGGAUGAAAAUGGCAAAUUUAAUCCAUGGAACCUUUCAUAUCCUACACUGUCAGAUUCUAAUGCUUCCCGCCAAAUUUUAACAAACAACACUCUUGUAAUGCUUAAACCAAUAGUAGGACAAAAUUGGAGUAUAAUCACCACUGAUUUGUAUAAAAUUCAUGAAGGUAAGGUAAUGGCGAAAUUAUUAUUAUUAUUAUUAUUAUUUUUAACUCUUACAAAUACUCUAGAUUAUGGCUAUGGUAAUAUAUUCAUCAGUAAUACAACUCCGGCCAUUUAUGACUCUAUUCCCGCACGUGAAACUAAUCCCCUUAAAAUUACAUACACGAUUCCUAUUGUUUUAUCAAACGGCACAAUUACAAUUUUUCAAAGUAAUGGCAGUUCUAAUCCUGGGAUUGUACGUCAAACCAUUAACGGCUUAAAUCAAAAAUAUGUAACGUUUAAUAACAAUACCGUUAGUAUUGAUAUAAUUGAAAGUACAUUUAAUAUACCUGACACAACGUAUUAUGUUAUGAUUGAGAAUAAUUUUGUUUCGAGUCUAUUAUACAAUGAACCUCUCCCUGGCUUAUCUAGUAAUAUUAUUUGGUCUUUUACAACGUUACCAGAAGAAGAAAAAGAAAAAGAAAAAGGAGGAGGAAGUAAAAUUAAAAUGUUUUUUGAUGGCAUUUAUGGAAAAGUUAAAUUGACCGAAACCGGAACUGCUUACUUUGACACUCUCAAUCCCGAUCAAAUAAUUAAAUUCUUUGAUAAUUUAACAAAAGAAUUGACCGAUGCAGUCACUGCAGUCACAUCAACACGAAUAACCACCAAUUAUAGAUUUGUAAUCGAUACUUCUAACAUUGAAAGUUCUUCAAAACAAUAUCUUUUAUCCAUUAGGAUUGAUAAACCAAAAUCUGCAUCAGAGAGGGAGACUACAUUUAUCAUUGGAGAUUUAAAAGCUAUGAUUCAGAAUAUGAACAUCACUGUUCUUGCAUCUGGAAGUUCUUCGAAAUAUUUGGAACCACUCUAUGGAUAUGUAACUAUCCCCAGGUGGUAUGAGAAUCCCGUCAAUAUAUUCGAACUUAUUUUAACAGUUAUAUUCUUUUUUAUAUUGACCAUACUUUGCAUCAUUUCUAUAUAUUAUGAUGCAAAAAAAGUAAAUAGUGAUGCAAAUAGUAACGGUAGUGUUAGGAAAGCUUUUUUUCAAAUAAUGAAAUCGGAUAUAUGUAAAUUAAUUAAAUUAAUCCAAUCUGUAAAUUUAUGUAAGGGGAAGGAGGGUAAUGAGGGGAGGGAGGUUAAUGAGGAAAGUGAGGAUAAGAGCAACCACUUUAAAAUUUAUUUAUAUGGAUUUAAUGUUUUAUCAUUUGUGUUGGACAUUCUUUUUGCUAAGACUAAAAUAAUAAAAUUUUCUUUAAGUGUUUUUUUUGUGACAGUUCCAUAUGUUAUCAAGUUAGGAUAUGUAGUUUAUAUUAUCCUUAGCGAACUUGUAAGAGAAGAAAAUUCAGAAGAUUCAGAUCAACUUCUUGGAGGUCAACAAGAUGGUUCGCAAGGUCAGCAAGAUGGUACACAAGGUCAGCAAGAUGAUACACAAGGUCAGCAAGAUGGUACACAAGGUCAACAACAACAAGAAAAAGUUACGAUCAGGAAAUGGUUAGAAGAUUCAAAAGAUCAUAAAAUAGUUCUCGUAAUGUUGAUAUCACUAGCAGGAACUGAUGUUGGAGUUCUAGAUAUAUUUAAUUUCCAAUUUUGUGGAUAUAAAUUUGACAUUAAGUUAUCUAAAAAAUUUGAACGAAGGAUUAUUAUUGGAGUAAUUAUUGGUAUUAUUAUUAAAAAUAUGCCCGAACUAGCUGUUAGGGUUUACUUUUUAAGUAAAGCGAUUGAUUUUAGUUAUUUAUCCAUUCUUACUCCUUUAGUAUCUCUUAUAAAAGUCCUAAGUAUUUUUAUAAACUGCACAAAAUUAAUGAAAACUAAGGAUGAUGAUUCUUAA
This is a messenger RNA of Rhizophagus irregularis DAOM 181602=DAOM 197198, 3096 nucleotides long. The record is from RefSeq and is a predicted model, not a curated record. Lineage: Eukaryota; Fungi; Glomeromycota; Glomeromycetes; Glomerales; Glomeraceae.